Molecule: messenger RNA, 2967 nt
Organism: Manis pentadactyla (Chinese pangolin)
Lineage: Eukaryota; Metazoa; Chordata; Mammalia; Pholidota; Manidae
Exons: 6
Coding region: 1-1011 (336 amino acids)
Source: RefSeq, a predicted model, not a curated record
AUGGCCUGUGCUUUCCGGAUAGGCUGGUACGAAGAGUUGAAGACCGAGAACGAUCAUGUUAGUGUGACGGUACAUGAAAGCUCAAGGCCCGGGGCCUCCGUGCUGCAGGACCAGUGGCCCGUCCACGAUGUGAGCUCCCCAUCGGCUGGGCCUCCCAGCCGAAACCCACAGGGGGCGGGCCCCGUGCUCUCCCAGGCCCCCCUGGGCUCUGGAGGCAGCAGAGCCGCUAGGCUGCCCUUCCUCUCCGUGCACCAGCUGGGCCGGCGUUGGCACUUCCACCUGCUCGCUCCUGCCAGACCUUCCCAUGAGGACACAGGGUCCAUCGCAACCCCCUACUUCGGAAAUCCUGUCUUCUUCUGCCCAGGUCAAGAUACCCCUCCUCCCCAAAGUGCUCCUGGGUGCCCACCCUCCUUGGCCUGCGCCCCCGGUGUGGCUCGUGCCUCCCUUUCCGUCCCUGUAGGGCUAGUCAGUCUGUGUAGAGGAUUCCUGACCACCUCCCCUCCACGUGGUCCGGCCCAGCCAAGACGUGCUGGGAGAGGGAAGCCAGAGGGGGAGACAGAGCUCUGCCCAGGCCCAGCCACCAAGGCCAGGAGCCAAGCGGGCAGCAAUAGGAGCAGCUGGAACUGGGCUGGAGUCCCAGCGCUGCCCUUUCCUAGCGGUAAAACCUCGGAGACCCUUGCAGGCCAACAGCUCCAGAGGAUGGAGUUUGGGCUGGGAAGCUCCGAGUCACAACUGCCACCUCCUCUGCAGUGCUCACUCCAAGUCGGUGUGCGUGGAGAGGGGUCUGCGCCCGGACAGCGAGGCCUGGGGUGGCUGGUGACGUCCCGCCGUUCUCGCGCCCUGACUGCAGAACGGAGCCAGAGGCAGCCCGCGCCAGGAGAGGUGGAGACCCCGGAGUCCCUCCUAGCAGCCCCGGCCCAGCGCCCUGGCUCAGACCACACACUGGAACCAAAAAGCCACAGGAUUCCACAUCUCCAACCUCCAGACCCAGACGCAGGAGUGUGGCUGUGAACUUGGAGCCAGCCUGUGGCAGGGCCCCGGCGGAAGGGCCUCAGUGGCCAUGGGGAGGACACGGGGCUAACCCUUCUCCCGUGCCAAGUCGUGCCCACGUCCGCAGCACUCUUGGGGCCCUGCAGACGCAGCCACUGCUUUCACAGCCUGGCUCAUGUGGUUUUCUGGCAGCCCGGGUGAGGAGACUGUCUGCAGGGGGUGGGGGGAGCCCCGUGAGGCGGCAGGAUGCUGGCCGGGUCUCAGUGUGCCCUCCACGCCAGCGGCCCGGGCCAGCAUGCGGCUCUUCUCUGAGCCUUCUCUUCUGGGGGCAGGGCCCCCCACCCCACGGGUUUGUGGGGCCCGUUAAGCCCCAGUACCUCCUCAGUGCUGGGAGGGGGUCGCUGACUGUGGCUCAGUAAAGGGCCCCCCCUCAGGAGUCCCCUGCCUGGUUUCAGGUGGGUGACCUUGAGCAGGUAGCUAGACCUCCCUGGGCCUUUUUUCUCAUUCCAUAAAAUGGGGAUAAGAUAAGGCUUUGUGGGGAUGAAAUGAGAUGGGGGAACGCGCACUGUCGAGAGAGCCCCCUGUGUCACGCACCCUCCCCGGAUCCCUGCUGGGUGCUGCGGCCUCCCUCCGACUGACUUGGCACCUCUGCCCCUUUCCCCUCCCCACCUGUCCUCUGGGUGUCAUUUCUUCCCCUUCCCUCCUCUUUCCGCUCUCAGUUUCAUUUCUCUGCAGAGACCCAGCCCGCCCCCCUCCAGCCCCACCCCGCCCUGGAUCCCCAGGUCACGUCCCGCUGUGCAGGGGUCGGGGUGGGGGCCUUCUGACGUCACAGGGUGUUUAUCCGUGCCCCGCCCUGCCCAACGCAAAUUUCAUCCUCCGUUCUCUCUGAAUCAAUUUACUUUUAUUGCCUCAGCUGCUCAAAAGCAAUUUUUCAAGAACAAAAAGGUCAGCACGUCCAAGACUAAUCAAUUCUCGGAGAGCUCCUGCCGCCAGCACCGCGGAGCCGGGACUGGUGGCCCCCGCCCUUCCCGCCUGCCCCCUCCCACCAGCCCCAGCGCUUUUAUUGCUUCAUGAUGCCUGUCAUUAGCGGCGUGUUUGAGACGCCCCACAGUGUCCUUACAACAUAAAACCUGGGCCACUUGCAGGGGGGGGGCCGGCGCGUUUAUGGCCGCUCGCGGGCUUGGACAGGAACAGCCAAGCUGAUGGAUUACCCGCAAGGGGAGCCAGGACAGGAGGCAUCCAGCCGCCGGGGCAAAGCUCCUGCCGCCUGCCUGCCCUCAGACCCGGCCCUGGGUCCCCCUACCCCGUCGCUGCGACGUUGGGCACCUGCCCACUGUCAUCCCUUCCUCUCAGAGCCCCUUGUGACCCUGCACCCCUGCUGGAAUGUCCCUUCUGAGCACCCCCCGCCCUCACAUGGUGCCAGGCCUCACCCCUUCCGACACUGUGAGGUCUGUGUCGCCAUUCCAGAUGGAAAACCAAGGCCCAGUGUCACAGAAGUAGGAAGGAGCAGAUGCACAGAUGCAGACUGGAAAGCAGGCUUGCGACCUGCCUGCGGUUGCACACGCGAGCCCUGCCCAGGGGGAGCAGAUCUGCUGUUCCUGGCUCUGCUCCUCCACGGCCCCCCACUGUCCUUGUCCCGUACCAUCCUGACAUGUGAUGCCCACGACAACAGCAGCUAAAAAGCACCACAGUUUCCGGGGCAGACCCUGCCCCCGGCAUAGACGGCCCCUCUAACCCCAAGACAGUCCUAUCAGGCAUUCUUACGACCAUUUUCCAGAUGGGGAAACUGACGCAGGAGGAGACAAAGAAUGUGCCCAGCUCCCACAGCUGGACGCUUGCAGUGGGGGCUGGGGCCCAGCUAUCUGCUUUUCCCUCUUUAAAAAAAUGGCUUAGGAGGUGCAAAUGCCAGAACAGACAAACCCGUAGAUGCCGAACGCAGACAGGUGGUCGCCAGGGGUUGGGGGAGGAGAAUGAGGA